Molecule: messenger RNA, 1875 nt
Organism: Lathyrus sativus (Indian pea)
Lineage: Eukaryota; Viridiplantae; Streptophyta; Magnoliopsida; Fabales; Fabaceae
Source: the annotation of a GenBank genome assembly
AUGAAGAGUGACAUAACAGUAACAAAACUACUAGCAAAUGGAUUAUACAAAGAAGCCCUUCAACUCUAUUCUCACCUCCACGCUUCUUAUUCCUCCCACACUCGUAACUCCUUCACCUUCCCCAUUCUCCUCAAAGCAUGUUCCUAUCUAUCUCCUCCUUCCCCUUCACAAACUCAAAUCCUCCAUGCCCAUGUUUUCAAAACCGGUUUCCACUCCCACCCUCACACCUCCACCGCCCUAACUGCCUCCUAUGCCGCCAACUCUCACUCUCUUCCCGACGCCCUCAAAUUGUUCGACGAAAUGCCUCAACCAACUAUCACCGCCUUCAACGCUGUACUUUCUGGACUCUCCCGAAAUGGGCCUUACGGUGAAGCUUUUGGGCUUUUCCGUGAGAUUGGGCUUCGGAAUCUUAGGCCCAAUUCUGUAACCAUCGCGUCUUUAGUUUCCGCACGUGAUGUAAAGGAUCAAAGUCACGUGCAGCAGGUUCAUUGCUUCGCGCUCAAGUUAGGAGUUGAAUCUGAUGUUUAUGUUUCAACUUCGCUGGUUACUGGUUAUUCGAAAUGCGGGGAUUUGAUUUCGUCUAAUGAAGUUUUUGAAAAUUCGCGUGUGAAAAAUGUUGUUACUUACAAUGCUUUCGUGUCGGGGUUGUUGCAGAACGGGUUUCCUCGUCUUGUUUUUGAUGUUUUUAAGGAUAUGAUGAUGAAUUUGGAGGAAAAACCGAAUAUGGUGAGUUUGGUGUCGGUUUUUCAGGCAUGUGGUACCCUUUUGAACGUUCGUUUGGGGAAGCAGGUUCAUGGGCUUAGUAUGAAACUAGAAGCUUGUGAUCAUGUUAUGGUGGUGACUGCACUUGUUGAUAUGUAUUCGAAGUGUGGUUGUUGGGGUUUUGCUUUUGAUGUUUUUAAUGGAGGUCAAAAGAGGAACUUGAUCACUUGGAACUCUAUGAUUGCGGGGAUGAUGAUGAAUUCAGAGAGUGAGAGGGCUGUUAAAGUGUUUGAGAGGAUGGUGGAUGAUGGGGUUUUGCCUGAUUCAGCAACAUGGAACUCUCUGAUAUGUGGGUUUGCACAAAAGGGGGAGUGUCUGGAAGCUUUUAAGUACUUUAGGAAAAUGCAAUGUGUUGGUGUGGCUCCAUGUUUGAAGAUUGUGACUAGUCUUUUGUCUGCGUGUGCUGAUUCAUCUGUGUUGCGGAGUGGGAAAGAGAUACAUGGGUAUGCUUUGAGAAUAUGUGUUGAUACAGAUGAAUUUUUGGCAACUGCUUUGAUUGACAUGUAUAUGAAGUGUGGGUGUGUUUCAUUGGCACGUUGUGUUUUUGAUCAGUUUGAUGCAAAACCAGAUGAUCCUGCAUUUUGGAAUGCAUUGAUAGGAGGGUAUGGAAGAAAUGGAGAGUACGAGUCUGCUUUAGAAAUCUUUGAUGAAAUGUUGGAUGAAAUGGUUCAACCAAACAGUGUAACAUUUGUUAGUGUUCUAUCUGCUUGUAGCCACAGUGGUCAAGUUGAGAGAGGAUUACAUAUUUUUAGAAUGAUUAGGGAGUAUGGUUUGGAUCCAACGCCUGAGCAUUUUGGUUGUGUUGUUGAUCUUUUGGGUCGAUCUGGUCGGUUGGGCGAAGCGCGAAAGCUGGUGCAAGAAUUAGCAGAACCUCCUGCAUCUGUUUUUGAUUCUUUGCUUGGUGCAUGUAGGUCCUACCUAGAUUCCAAUCUUGGGGAAGAAAUGGCCAAGAAACUUCUUGAUAUGGAACCGGAAAAUCCAGCUCCGCUUGUGGUUUUAUCUAAUAUAUAUGCUGCAUUGGGAAGAUGGAGAGAAGUAGAAAGGAUAAGAGGGUUGAUCGCAGAUAAAGGAUUGGACAAACUCACUGGUGUUAGCAUGAUAGAAGUUGCAUGA